GUCCUGGAAAAGUCGGUCAACACACAGACCGGGGUCGGUUUACUGCACGCCCCGUAGAGGAGCUUCAACGCGCCGUUACCGGGACGGGGACCCCGAGAGCCGCCGAGCAGCCCCUGAGAGUGAAGCCUCUCCCGCUGGGCACGGCAGGCUGACAAAGGGACCGAGGGACACCCGUGCGCUCGGGGUCGCCCGGCCCGGCCUGCGCCCAGGGAAGCUCUGCCCGGGUCCCAGCACACGCAGACACCAGCCUAAUCUAAGACAGAAACCGUCUCCGCCAGUCAAGGAACCCCCAGAAGUACUUUGCCAUGGACACAGAAGAUGAAGAAAACAUGAGUUCGAGCAGCACAGAUGUUAAGGAAAGCUGCGGUCUGGACAGCGUGCCCCCCAAGGACGGCAGCGCCCCCGGGCCCGGCGAGGGCGCCCCGCUCUCCAACGGGGGCAGCGGUGGCGCCAGCCGGAAGCGGCCCCUGGAAGAGGGCAGCAACGGGCACGCCAAGUUCCGCCUGAAGAAGAGGAGGCGGCCGCCGGGCCCCGCGCUGCCGAAGAACGCCCUGAUGCAGCUGAACGAGAUCAAGCCCGGCCUGCAGUACGCGCUGCUGUCGCAGACGGGGCCGGUGCACGCGCCUCUGUUCGUCAUGUCCGUGGAGGUGAACGGGCAGGUGUUCGAGGGCUCCGGGCCCACCAAGAAGAAGGCCAAGCUGCACGCCGCCGAGAAGGCGCUGCGCUCCUUCGUGCAGUUCCCCAACGCCUCCGAGGCCCACCUGGCCAUGGGGAGGACCCUGUCCGCCAACACGGACUUCACGUCCGACCAGGCCGACUUCCCCGACACGCUCUUCAACGGCUUCGAGACCCCGGACAGGUCGGAGGUGCCCUUCUACCUGGGCUCCAACGGGGACGACUCGUUCAGCUCCAGCGGGGACCUCAGCCUGGCGGCGUCCCCGGCGCCCGCGGGCCUGGCGCAGCCCCCGCUCCCCGGGCCCCCGCCCUUCCCGCCCCCAAGCGGGAAGAACCCGGUGAUGAUCCUGAACGAGCUGCGGCCCGGGCUCAAGUACGACUUCCUGUCGGAGAGCGGGGAGAGCCACGCCAAGAGCUUCGUCAUGUCCGUGGUGGUGGACGGCCAGUUCUUCGAGGGCUCGGGCAGGAACAAAAAGCUCGCCAAGGCCCGGGCCGCGCAGUCCGCCCUGGCGACCAUUUUUAACCUGCACCUGGACCAGACGCCGUCCCGCCAGCCCAUCCCCAGCGAGGGCCUGCAGUUGCACCUACCGCAGGUGUUAGCCGACGCCGUGGCCCGCCUGGUGCUGGAUAAGUUUGGUGACCUGACCGACAACUUCUCCUCUCCUCACGCACGCAGGAAAGUGCUCGCCGGCAUCGUCAUGACAACAGGCACAGAUGUGAAAGACGCCAAGGUGAUAAGUAUUUCCACGGGGACAAAGUGCAUCAAUGGCGAGUACAUGAGUGACCGUGGCCUUGCGUUAAAUGACUGCCAUGCAGAAAUUAUAGCUCGGAGAUCCUUGCUUAGAUUUCUUUAUACACAACUUGAGCUUUACCUAAACAACAAAGACGAUCAAAAGAGAUCCAUCUUUCAGAAGUCCGAGCGCGGAGGGUUCAAGCUGAAGGAGACUGUUCAGUUCCACCUGUACAUCAGCACGUCCCCCUGCGGGGACGCCAGGAUCUUCUCACCGCACGAGCCGAUUCUGGAAGAACCGGCGGACAGACAUCCAAACCGCAAAGCCAGAGGACAGCUGCGGACGAAAAUAGAGUCUGGCGAAGGCACAAUUCCCGUGCGAUCCAACGCAAGCCUCCAGACGUGGGACGGGGUGCUGCAGGGUGAGAGGCUGCUCACCAUGUCCUGCAGCGACAAGAUGGCACGGUGGAACGUGGUGGGCGUGCAGGGGUCCCUGCUCAGCAUCUUCGUGGAGCCCAUCUACUUCUCGAGCAUCAUCCUGGGCAGCCUGUACCACGGGGACCACCUCUCCAGGGCCAUGUACCAGCGGAUCUCAAACAUCGAAGACCUGCCCCCCCUCUACACCCUCAACAAGCCUCUGCUCAGCGGCAUCAGCAACGCGGAAGCGCGGCAGCCGGGGAAGGCACCCAACUUCAGCGUCAACUGGACGGUGGGCGACGCGGCCAUUGAGGUCAUCAAUGCCACGACAGGGAAGGACGAGCUGGGCCGUGCGUCCCGCCUGUGUAAGCACGCCUUGUACUGUCGCUGGAUGCGUGUGCACGGCAAGGUUCCCUCCAACCUACUGCGCUCCAAGAUCACUAAACCCAACAUGUACCACGAAUCCAAACUGGUGGCCAAGGAGUACCAGGCCGCCAAGGCGUGUCUGUUCAAAGCGUUCAUCAAGGCAGGGCUGGGCGCCUGGGUGGAGAAGCCCACCGAGCAGGAUCAGUUCUCUCUCACCCCCUGACCGGGGGCGUGGGGCGGAGGCUGCCCGGUCCAGCGCGGUCUCCGCAGCCCCACGUCUGAGCCGGGGCGGGCGUGGGGACGCGGGGUGCUGGGCGUCCAGCGCGGUGUCCGCAGCCUCACCUCUGACCUGGGGGCAGGGCGUGCACUUUGGGGGGGUCCGGGGGGGGUUGGGGUCCAGCAUCCCCACCUGCAUCCCUCCGCAGCAGCAUCACACCCCUUCGAAUUAAUCCAGUGACUGCUUCCAAUCCCCGUUUCCGUUUAGAAGUCGAGUUCUACUGAGUAGGGCUUCCUUAAGUUUAGGAAAAAUAGAAAUUACUUUGUGUGAAAUUUUUGGAUAAAUAAUUUAUUCAGAGUUAGGAACGUGGUUUAUAAAGUAAGUAAAUGUAUCAAGUCACUCCUAGGCCACCUUAUUUUAAUUGCAGAAGAGCAUUUAUCUGUGGAGAAGGUGAGAAAGUAGAGGCAGGAAGUAGAAGCCUGAGGAGACCGUGACAGCCGCGCGGCUGGCAGGUCCCCCCGACGGGCCACCGCCCACGGCUUCCGCCCACACGGGGGACCCCGCACCCGGGGCCGGCCUUGCGCGCGCCCGAGGCCCCCCUGGUGGCGGCCAGCGUCCGUGGGGGCCCGGCCCGGGGCCCUGGCACCCCUCCCUCCGCCCCCAGAAGCGUCUGAGGUCCUCCCAGGUUCGCAUCAUGGAAAACGUGCGUUGGGUCACUUGUAAAUAAUCAGAGGCAGCACGCGGGCAGCGAUCCUGCGCCCAGGCAGGUGUCCAAGCAGUAUUUCAUGUUGCGGGUCUCGGAGGAUCCGCAGGGGCCGCCGCACAAACCACAGCCCCAAGCCCCCCUCUUCCUGUCUCCGAAUCUAACGGGCGUGGAGGGCCGUCCAGACCUUCACAGGAUGGAAAUAGAAUCGAUUAAGUAGAUAGACUCGUUCUUAGGAAAUGCCACUGACGGCGUAUUUUUAAAUUAUUCUCUCCAGCUUUUAUCAAAGACGAUGUUUGAAAGUCAGUAUUGAGGCUGGGAGCUGGUGAGGCCGCGCGCCGCGGGCGUCGUCCCACCAGGGCCUGGACGCUGGUAGUCACGGCAGGGAAGGGGCUCUGCUGGCCGCCGGGGGGCCCGGGCCGAGCCAGCAGCCGGUCAGGAGUGUGGGCCCGGGGCCGGGGCCGCCUCGGCCUGAGCCCAGCGAUCUGCACCAGUUGCCUUGUUGCUUCCACUCAGGAUCAGACAGGAGCCCGACCGGGCUUCCUGCCCCGUUUGCAUGAAGUGGGGGGUCUGGUGGGUGCUGUAGGCAGAGACGCGGUCCCCGCCCCAGCUCGACGGACUCAGAGCACGCGCAGCAGGAGCGCAGCGGCUGGUGUCCCCUCGCCCACACCCCACGCGCUCAGAGCAGGAGACUCGGAGCCGCCGGGUCCCCGGCGGUGGCACCCGGGGCGCGUGGAGCCGCGGGGCUGGCGCCGCAGGGUCGCCCACACCAGCCGCCCGCCUGCAGCGGCGCUCGCCCGGCCCCGUGGGGCGGCGGGGGUGUGGCCGAGCAGGAGGGGUGUCAGCUGGUGUGGCCGCCGUCCCCACGCAGACGCUCCCGCGCGCGGAACAUCCGUGAGCCGCUGCGUUUUUACUCUCUCUAUAAAUGGUAUUUUUUCUAAUGGGGAUUGGGAGAUGGACUUAGUUUUUAAAAAAAAAAAACACGUGGAUUUUGAUGAAAAGUUGAGUGGAAACAUGUUGCACAAACGUACGAACCCUUCCCGGUCUGUCCGGCUGCCUCCGUCCCAUCAGGUGACCGCGAGGUCGGCACGGUCCCCGCGCCCCGAGCAGAGCGGGGCCGACCGUGCUGGCGCCGCGUGGACCCACGGGCGUCGGGGGACGGAGGGCCCCGAGCACCUGAGCACCUGAGCACCUGCGGGGGCCUCGGCCCGGGGCUGCGUGUCCGAGCAGAGUGGGGCCGACCUGCGGCUCCUCCAGCGCUUUCCACGGUCCCCUCGGCCCAGCGCCCGGGGCGCCUUCCUCCAGCCCGACAGCGCCCGUAAUCAGGACUCUAGGGACUUAAAGAUCUGACACAGCCAAGGACUGGAUUUUUGCGAAAAAUCUUCCAUUUUGAGGCCAUUUUGACCGGUGGGGGGUGGGCGGUUCUCUUCCGUUUCCUUCGCCAAACCCGACCUGCUCGCUCCGGGAAGCCCCCGCCCUCGUGGGGUGUCCAGGCCCGCGGGCACCUGUCCCGCCAGCGGCAGGUGGGGGGUCGGGUGUCCCUGCGCCCGCGUCAGCCCCGCCCCCCCGCCCCCCCCCCGCCCAGGCCAGGGACCCCGCAGAGCCCCAGGUCCCAUUCUGAAUCAGAGGCUUAUUGAUUCAUUUAAUCAAAUCAAAACCAGUUGUUUUGUUUUAAAACGUGCAAGCCAGCGUCUCAGCAGGCGUUCGUGUCUCUGGAAUGUGUUGUUACCCCCGGGCUCCCCGAUACCCAGACCACAGGAUCGCUGCCUUCGUGGUAAAGACGGUGUUUCUUGUCGUUUGCAACAGCGGGGGGUGGGGGGAGACCGAGGGGAUCGGUGUGCGCUGCCCCGUCCACAGACCGUCCGCCCCGACCCCAAAUCAUCUAGGGAAGUAGAGUCAGCUGGCUUUCCCACCUCCCAAACCUGUGAAAUUAGAGAAUCUCGCAAAAGAUUCCUUUUAUCAACCCCAAACCGUGUGAGUGGAAAGGGCGGGGUGGCCGUGACCGCGCCUGUCCAGUGUUGUGUGUCCUCGUCGCCUGGCGUGUCCUGCGCCCCCUCCCCAGCCACCCGGCCGGUCACGGCCCCGGGGCCCCCGCGGAGGACAGGGUCGGACUCCAUCCUGACGCUUGGCUCCUCUGGUGCGGCCGUGCACACCUGUCGCCGUUUGCGGGGACGAGCCCGUGUCGCUUGGCCACGCCGUGGGCUGCUGGUGCUUCGGGAGCCGCCGCCCGUGCCCCGGACGCGACCACGAAGGGUUCAAGGCGGUCUGUGGAGUGUCCCCAGAGCGAGCCCGUGAGCAGCUUGCUUCUCCAGAUACUGGGUCGUAUGCUUUUAUUUUGUUUUAUUUUAGAAUCUGGACACUUUAUAUGAAUGUAAUUCAGCCAACACCCCUGUCGCCGAGCCCCCGGUUCCUCUGUAUGUAUAUUGAUGUAUAUACCACGCGUUACGACCUGCAUGAGCCCCCCUCGCACCCAGACCAGCCGGAACCAAGCAUGAGACGCUGUCCUACAGACAAAGGAUUGGAGAUGUUCUCAAUAAAAGACACAGUGUUCCACCA
Messenger RNA from Canis lupus familiaris (dog), 5664 nucleotides. RefSeq names its product adenosine deaminase RNA specific B1 (gene ADARB1). Gene Ontology annotation, cellular component: cytoplasm; nucleolus. Gene Ontology annotation, molecular function: double-stranded RNA adenosine deaminase activity; double-stranded RNA binding; tRNA-specific adenosine deaminase activity. The record is from RefSeq and is a predicted model, not a curated record. Bases 306 to 2411 code for a protein of 701 amino acids. The transcript is spliced from 11 exons. Gene Ontology annotation, biological process: adenosine to inosine editing; RNA processing. Lineage: Eukaryota; Metazoa; Chordata; Mammalia; Carnivora; Canidae.